This is a messenger RNA of Coccidioides immitis RS, 2183 nucleotides long. RefSeq names its product mannose-1-phosphate guanyltransferase. The record is from RefSeq and is a predicted model, not a curated record. Gene Ontology annotation, cellular component: cytoplasm. The transcript has 5 exons. The coding region runs from base 311 to 1405 and encodes 364 amino acids. Gene Ontology annotation, biological process: cell wall mannoprotein biosynthetic process; GDP-mannose biosynthetic process. Lineage: Eukaryota; Fungi; Ascomycota; Eurotiomycetes; Onygenales; Onygenaceae. Gene Ontology annotation, molecular function: mannose-1-phosphate guanylyltransferase (GTP) activity; GTP binding.
CAAUCUUGACAGCCGCACCGAGUUGUUUUCUCCUACUUUGAUAUUAUUCCCCCCUCCGUCCUUGAAACAAUUGCCAGUUGUUCUCCUUUUUCCAUCGCCGCCGCUGAAAUCCACCCUUCUCGCAAGCACGAGUCUUGCGGCUGUCAAACCUGCACAUCUGUCCACAAAGGCCUACGCUCGUUAUAUCCCUUACCUCUGACCCCUUCAUCGACUCUACUCCUCACCAACUGUCGCCGCUGCCGCCGCCCGUCAUCGUUGAUCGAUAUACCGCUCCAAACCUAUUGAAUUCAAUUACACUACACUCGUUAUCAUGAAGGCUCUCAUUCUUGUCGGGGGUUUCGGUACCCGUCUACGUCCAUUGACUCUCACUCUCCCAAAGCCCUUGGUCGAGUUUGCCAACCGUCCUAUGAUCCUCCACCAAGUUGAGAGCUUGGCAGCCGCUGGUGUGACAGACAUUGUCCUCGCUGUCAACUAUCGACCAGAUAUUAUGGUCUCUACACUUAAAAAGUACGAAGAAGAAUAUAACGUGAAAAUCGAAUUUUCCGUGGAAUCCGAGCCACUAGGCACUGCCGGCCCCUUGAAGCUUGCGGAAAAGAUCCUCGGCAAAGACGACAGCCCGUUCUUCGUCCUCAAUUCCGACGUCAUCUGCGAGUAUCCAUUCAAGGAACUCGCGGAGUUUCAUAAGAAACACGGAGACGAAGGUACGAUUGUGGUCACAAAGGUGGAGGAGCCCUCAAAAUACGGUGUCGUUGUUCAUAAGCCAAACCACCCUUCCCGGAUCGACCGAUUCGUCGAGAAACCCGUCGAGUUCGUCGGCAACCGCAUCAAUGCCGGCAUCUACAUCCUCAAUCCUAGCGUACUGAAGCGCAUUGAGCUUCGUCCUACCUCAAUUGAACAGGAGACUUUCCCUGCCAUUUGCAAGGAUGGCCAGCUUCACUCCUUUGACCUUGAAGGCUUCUGGAUGGACGUCGGCCAGCCCAAGGAUUUCCUGACCGGAACAUGUCUCUAUCUUUCCUCUCUCACCAAGCAAAAGUCUAAGCUCCUGUCGCCCUCCACUGAACCAUACGUUCAUGGCGGAAACGUCAUGGUCGACGCUUCAGCCAAGAUCGGCAAGAACUGUCGCAUUGGACCCAACGUGACGAUCGGGCCAAACGUUGUCGUCGGCGACGGCGUUCGGCUGCAACGAUGUGUCUUGCUUGAAAAUAGCAAGGUCAAAGACCACGCCUGGGUGAAAUCCAGCAUUAUCGGUUGGAACAGCUCGGUCGGCAAAUGGGCACGAUUGGAGAACGUCAGUGUUCUAGGUGAUGAUGUUACCAUUGGCGAUGAAGUCUAUGUCAAUGGUGGUUCCAUUCUCCCUCACAAGAGCAUCAAGCAAAAUAUUGACGUGCCCGCUAUUAUCAUGUAAAUUUGAUGACGGGGUUGAACUUAUGUUAUCUCUCCCAUAAUAUUCAUAAUAAUCGUUUUCCACGAAGAUUUUGAUUCGACAAACAAUUAACUACAUAACUGAUAUAAUUGACGAAGGAAGGGUCCGGGAAAAGUGAUGGAAUAUAACGGAGAAGGGUGUUUGUGUUUUACCUUGAGCAUACGUUCAUGUUCCAUGCAUUUCUCUUCUCAAAUUUCGCAGCAUUUAUCUUCGCUUGUACAAAUUUUCUUUUCUUUUUCUUUUUCUUCUCUUCUCUUUCUCCCCCUUGUCUGAUGGCUUUUGUGCCUUUUCCCCCGGGCUCUCCCGUUCUUAGCCGCCUUUUUUGUUGGGUUAGGAUUUAUUGCGAGUUCGAGUUUACUCUCUUCACUCUCCCCUUCCGCUCAACUCGUCGAAAGCGCAUAUUCGAGUUUUAGUUCCGCUAUUUUUCUUUUUUUUUUCCAUCUUCUUUUAGUUUUAGCCCCUCUCUCCCCCUUCUUUUUAAUCCCGGUAUCUUCGCGUGGAUGAAUAGGAACAAAGGGAAGUGCAAGUUCCCCUCUUUAAUUUGCUUUUUCCUGCCUUUUUUCUCUUGCCACUUAGGCACUUCCCCUUCUUCACGCCCCGGUCAAUAUUGCAUACACAAAUUUUUAAUCCGUUGAGGAGAUGCUCCAUAUUUCUAGUCACGCCGCUCCAGUUGCCCUGCUCGUGUUUCAUGCAUGAGAUGCGUUUCCUGGUUUUGGGAGGGGGGAAAAGAGUAUCAAUUGAAAAAAUACCUUAAAAGGUC